This is a messenger RNA of Acanthoscelides obtectus, 911 nucleotides long. Lineage: Eukaryota; Metazoa; Arthropoda; Insecta; Coleoptera; Chrysomelidae. The record is from the annotation of a GenBank genome assembly.
CGACAGUUUGUGAAAGUAGGUGGUAUUUUUGUCAGAUGACGUGGAAAAUGGUUAUGUUUCAGAUAGAGUUACACCUCUAGCUGGCUAAUACAGUAUUGCUUGCCAAAGUUACCACAAAACUAAAAAUUAUCAUUCAAUUUUGCUGUCAUAGUUGACAGUGACAUUUUGAAUUAGAUCUUUCUCAAUUAUUUAUUCUGUGAUUUACCUGUUCAAUAAGAACUAGGUGAAGAUACCGAUUUUUUCAAUUUUCUACAAUUUUUAUUAUCCAUAUUCCAAAUAAGAUGGCCGCUCUUCGAUCAGUCUCUCGUCUGCUGACCCGGAGAUGCCUCGGCACGACACUCAAAAGAGGAUAUGCGGAUGAAAUGAGUUUUACAUUUGCUGCUGGGAAUCAGGUGUAUUAUGAUGGCCAGUCAGUAAGGCAAGUAGAUGUUCCAUCAUUCUCAGGCAGUUUUGGUAUUCUGCCUGCCCAUGUACCAACUUUAGCUGUUCUCAAACCUGGAGUAGUUUCAGUUUUCGAGAAUGAUGGUAAAGUCAACAAAAUCUUUGUCUCCAGUGGAACAGUUACCAUUAAUGAUGAUUCGUCAGUACAGAUUCUUGCAGAAGAAGCACAUCCAGUAGAAAAUUUGGACCCUGCAGCUGCUAGAGAGGUUUUGAACAAAGCACAGAGUGAGCUGUCAUCUGCCACAUCUGAACAGGUUCAAACAACAUGUACAUAACUGUACUUUUAGUUGGAUUCAAGUCUAAACAGAUAUGACGUGAUGCUUUGGCGAAAGCAGAAGCAUUGAUUGCUGUAGAAGUAGGAGAAGCGUUGGUCAAGGCUGUGGAGUAGACUGUAAUCUAAAUUUGUAAAUGCUACGUAUUUGUUAAUUACUGUAAUAAAAAUGUAAAAUAUACAUGUUUUCUUUUUCUAA